Trichoderma aggressivum f. europaeum is the source of this 1461-nucleotide messenger RNA. RefSeq lists its product as uncharacterized. Lineage: Eukaryota; Fungi; Ascomycota; Sordariomycetes; Hypocreales; Hypocreaceae. Gene Ontology annotation, molecular function: malate transmembrane transporter activity. Gene Ontology annotation, biological process: malate transmembrane transport. The transcript is spliced from 9 exons. Gene Ontology annotation, cellular component: membrane. Bases 1 to 1461 code for a protein of 486 amino acids. The record is from RefSeq and is a predicted model, not a curated record.
AUGGCCGCCUCGCAGCGUGGUGCCUCUGUAGGCUUCGCCGUGUCGUUUGACGGCUACGAGUCGCCCACCGAGGACAACCAGCCCGGGUUUUUCUUUGGGCCGACGCCGACGCCUUCUGGAGCCACGACGCCGGCGAGGGUCUCGAUAUCCGCUGCCACGCAAAGCGUCGCUGCCGUCACGUUUCUUGAACGGGCUCACCCGCGUUUGCAGCGUUUGCAACGCUUGCAGCAUGCUCGGCAGCAGCCUCCAAGUCGCGAUCCCAGUCCCGAUGCGUAUCAGUCCUCGAUUGGGCCCUCUAAUCUUGAUUCUGUGCUGGAUGAGGAGAAAGGCAGCUCAUCCCGCAAAGUUGGACUCAAGGACCGCAUUGCUUGCUAUCAAUGGACCUUUUUCACUAUGACAAUGGCGACCGGAGGAGUGGCCAGCGCUCUUCAUGGAUUGGUCUAUCAAGCCGAGUGGGUGAAUGGCUUUGGAGUCUUCUUCUGCCUCCUUAACAUUGUGCUCUUCCUCAUCAACUGCGUAUUGCUAUCCAUGCGGUUUUACUUGCGCCCUGGAAGUCUCACCAAAUCGUUUACGGACCAAGUAGAGUCCCUGUUUAUACCCGCCUUUUUUGUCUCUAUUGCCGUUAUUCUCAUCAACAUAUGCCAAUUUGGCGUCCCGCAUUGUGGUGUUUGGCUCCUGAAAACUUUGCAAAUCCUAUUCUGGCUAUACACCGGUCUGAGCGCCGUUGCAAGUGCUGGACUGUAUCUCAUCCUGUGGUCUACACUAAUAUUCCCGAUUCAUAUGAUGACUCCGACUUGGGUUUUCCCUGCGUACCCGCUCAUGCUCACUGCACCGUUUGCCUGCAACCUCAUCGCCGCAGCUGAAGCCACGGGCCGUAUCGACGUGCUAUAUGCCCCGGCCGUUGCUCUAUCGGCUGUUGCAACCCAAGGCACGGGAUGCUUGAUCUCUCUCAUGAUAUCUGCCGCCUUCAUAUACCGGCUGAUGACACAAAAAUUGCCCAGGGAUUUUCAACGGCCUGGUGUUUUCAUCUCAAUUGGGCCAUAUGCUUUCACCGCUGGAUCUCUCGCACAACUCGGGAGCGAGGCCCGUGCUAUCCUACCAGCCGACUUUCUCGACACGCAAAACAGCGCCGACAUUAUCAAGAUAAUCUCCAUUCUCGUGGCCCUUUGGUUCUGGGGCCUUUCCAUGUGGUUCUUCCUCGUCUCUGUCGGAUCUCUAUGGAAAUAUCUGCGUACACGAAAGGGCAUGCCGUUCCAGAUGACAUGGUGGUCGUUUGUCUUUCCAAAUACGGCUCUCGUCUCCGCAACCGAAAUCAUGGGGAACAUCUUUGAAAGCAGGGGGCUGCAGCUUUUCGGGUGCGCCAUGACGAUUGCUCUCGUCAUUGCGUGGGUUAGCAUUUUCGCAACAAUGGUCGCUUGCAUCAAGCAGAAGAAGCUGCUCUGGCCGAAGUCCAAAUCGUAA